AAAAAGCAGAAGAGGAAGGGGCAACAACCUGAAACAGCGACGUUAGAAAUUUCAGCUGAUGAAAAAAAAAGCAUGACGUGACUUAGCGACGAUGCUGCAUUCACUCCGGGACAUCCUUCUGUGGCUCGGACUUUGAAUCUGACAUGUUGGAAAGGAAAUGUCUCCAGACUUGAGACGGUGAAUGGAGUUGACAAGUGAAGCCUUUAGUGAUAGGAGUGGACGUCUUGUUGGUAGUGUUGUAGGCUAUGAGUGUGGGUGAUGGAGGACGGUCAAUGUGGAGACUACCUGAUCCAAGAUGAGGACACCCUCAUUGAGGGUGUCAGCAACCAAGUCUUAUUUGUUGUAGUUGUUAGCGUCACCUUUCUUGCAGGCCUUCUCACUCUGCUCUGCAGACAAGAAGAGCAGAACAUCCAUCCUGAGAAUCAGGAGCAUGUUCGAGCCGUUCGACAACAGCUCCAAACAGAGCAGGAUGAAAACAGUCAGGCGGAGGCCAGGCAGCAGUAUUACACAGACAUGUCUUGCCCUGUGUGUUUACAGCAGGCUGUUCUGCCGGUGGAAACAAACUGUGGGCACCUUUUCUGUGGCUCUUGCAUUAUAGCCUACUGGAGGUACGGCACUUGGCUGGGUGCUAUAAACUGCCCCAUCUGCAGACAAAUGGUUACAUUGCUCUUCCCACUAUUUCAUGAGCACGCUGCUCCUCAGAGGGUCCAGGAUGGCGAGGCUGAACCCCUGCUGAUAUUAAGAGACAUCAAUGAUUACAACCGCAGGUUCUCAGGCCAGCCAAGAUCUUAUAUGGACAGGCUGCGAGAUGUGCCCACCCUGCUGCGUCAUGCCUUCAGGGAGAUGUUUUCAGUUGGUGGCCUCUUCUGGAUGUUCAGGAUUCGAAUCCUCCUCUGCCUGGUCGGAGCACUCACCUACCUGGCCUCCCCGCUGGACAUCCUCCCUGAAGCCCUUUUUGGCCUCCUGGGAUUCAUGGACGAUUUCUUUGUUAUUUUGCUUCUCUUUGUGUACAUCUCUAUCAUGUACAGAGAGGUGGUAACACAGAGACUCAAUGGCUAGCUGCUUGCUCAUUAAAAGGGCUAUAGCUUUCUCAGGAGGAGGUGAAUCCAGUAUCUGAGGUGAUGUGAAUAAAGGCUGACAUAGACCUGAAUAAAUUCUGUAAUGACACUUAACAACACUGGUCUUCCCUGAGAGGCUUACUUUUAAGCCAGGAAUGUUUCUUGACACUGGCAAAAGAUUCAUCUCUAAAUAUUGACUUUUGUAAGGAAUUCCCUCUUCAUAUAUGGCUUAAAUGUUCUGUCAAAGAUGGCAGCAAUGCAGCAUGAGGGUGGCUGUGAAAGAAUGUGAUGUUGUGUAUACCUACUUUGAACUUGUGUGUGUAUCUAGGGAACUCUUUUAUGCUAACCAAAUUAUUAGCAUUAUAAACAGCCAAUUCUAUGACUGCAUUGCCAAUUUGGUUGAUGUGAAAAACAAUGCAGACAACAGUGUAAUGUAACAUAUAGUAAAUGUAUCGAUGGCAGUGUCUGUAUUAUAUGCAUUUAAAAUUGGCUGUCUGCAUCCAAAGUGUAAACUGUCAGAGUUUUGUUACUUGAAGCUUCCUGCUAUGGUUAUUGCAGGCUUUGUGGUCUAUUAAACUGAUGAUGCACACCUUU
Cheilinus undulatus (humphead wrasse) is the source of this 1652-nucleotide messenger RNA. It is a transcript of the gene rnf170, whose product is annotated as ring finger protein 170. The transcript is spliced from 7 exons. Lineage: Eukaryota; Metazoa; Chordata; Actinopteri; Labriformes; Labridae. Gene Ontology annotation, molecular function: ubiquitin protein ligase activity. The record is from RefSeq and is a predicted model, not a curated record. The coding region runs from base 259 to 1059 and encodes 266 amino acids.